AUGACGGGAAAAGCUGCUCUGGCCGUCGCGCUCCUGAUGUGCCUGUCGCAGGCCAUUGACAACUGCAAUGGGUUUAUGACACCAAGAGAGAAACGUCAAGCUGACGAAGGUGACGAACAAUCAGUAGAUGAACUGUGCAAAAACCGACCAGCUGAUGAGUACUUUCGUUUGUCCACCGAAGGUGACUGUAGAGACGUCGUAAGGUGCACUAAAGCCGGUAUAAAACAAAUCACUUGCCCAUCUGGUUUGGCAUUCGACGUAGAUAAGCAGACGUGUGAUUGGAAGGGUAAAGUCACCAACUGUAACCGUUUGGACAAACCCAGAAAAGCUUUACCUAAUUUGAAAACAGACGAACCAGUUUGUCCAAAGGACCAACUACAAUGUGGUAACGGUGAAUGUAUAAACAAAGAUCUUUUCUGUAAUGACAGACCCGACUGCAAGGACGAGUCUGAUGAAAACGCUUGCAGCGUGGAAACUGACCCGAACCGUGCGCCAGAUUGUGAUCCGAACCAAUGUGUGUUGCCUGAUUGCUUCUGCUCAGCCGACGGUACCAGAAUACCCGGUGGAUUGGAACCUAGUCAGGUACCUCAGUUGAUCACUAUUACAUUCAAUGGUGCCGUAAAUGUUGACAACAUGGAUUUGUACGAAGAGAUUUUCAAUAACUCAUUGCCAAACCGAAUGAACCCCAACGGUUGUUCCAUCAAAGGAACGUUCUUCGUGUCGCACAAGUACAGCAAUUAUGCAUUCAUUCAAGAAUUGCACCGCAAAGGACACGAGAUCGCCGUAUUCUCGUUGACACACAAAGAUGAUCCGAAAUACUGGACUGGUGGAUCUUACGACGAUUGGUUAGCCGAGAUGGCUGGAGCUAGACUUAUUACAGAAAGAUUCGCAAACAUCUCUGACGGUUCGAUCGUCGGAAUCCGUGCACCGUACUUGAGAGUCGGUGGCAACAAACAGUUCCAGAUGAUGGAACACCAGUUCUUCGUUUACGACGCUUCCAUUACCGCCUCCUUGGGCCGAGUACCCAUCUGGCCAUACACUCUGUUCUUCAGGAUGCCACACAAGUGUAACGGUAACGCCCAGAACUGUCCUAGCCGAAGCCAUCCGGUAUGGGAAAUGGUCAUGAACGAGCUGGACAGACGUGACGACCCAACUUUCGACGAGUCUCUGCCAGGUUGUCACAUGGUCGAUUCCUGUUCGAACAUCCAAACUGGUGAACAGUUCGGACGCUUACUCAGACACAACUUCAAUCGUCAUUUCUCUACCAACCGUGCCCCAUUGGGAUUACACUUCCACGCUUCGUGGCUUAAGAGCAAACGAGAAUUUAAAGAUGAACUGAUCAAGUUCAUUGAAGAAAUGUUGAAGAGAAACGACGUGUAUUUCGUCAACAUGUUGCAAGUUAUUCAAUGGAUGCAAACCCCAACUGAAUUGGACAAUAUGAGAGAUUUCACUGAAUGGAAAGACGAAAACAGCAAAUGCGAUGUCAAAGGACAGCCCUUCUGCUCACUAUCAAAUCCUUGCCCAUUGACCACCAGAGAACUCCCAGGAGAGACGAUCAGACUGUUCACCUGCAUGGAAUGCCCCAAUUAUUACCCAUGGAUUUUAGAUCCCACUGGUGACGGAUUUUCAACGAGGAGAAAGCGAAACAUUCACUUGAACUUUAAAAACAAAAAUCACUACGUCUAG
Macrosiphum euphorbiae (potato aphid) is the source of this 1686-nucleotide messenger RNA. NCBI's taxonomy places the organism in Eukaryota, Metazoa, Arthropoda, Insecta, Hemiptera, Aphididae. The record is from the annotation of a GenBank genome assembly.